Molecule: messenger RNA, 1447 nt
Organism: Mytilus californianus (California mussel)
Lineage: Eukaryota; Metazoa; Mollusca; Bivalvia; Mytilida; Mytilidae
Product: disintegrin and metalloproteinase domain-containing protein 12-like
Exons: 11
Coding region: 1-720 (239 amino acids)
Source: RefSeq, a predicted model, not a curated record
AUGAACGCAGACAUAACGCAGCUUCCAACUACGUUUUCAUCAUGCAGUGCUAAAAUUGUCAAGAAAGUCAAAGAUAAAGGCCUUGCUCCUUGUCUUUAUAAUGUACCUGACGUCAUAUACAAUGGACCAAUAUGUGGGAAUGGAAUAAAGGAAAAAGGAGAAGUUUGCGAUUGUGGGGGGAAAAAGGAAUGUAAGAAAAGUCAAUGUUGCACAGACACCUGCCAACUUAAGCACGGAGCUAAAUGUGAUUCUGGUGGAUGCUGCCACCACUGUCAGGUUCUUAAGGCGAACAAGUUAUGUAGAUCAGCACAGAAUGAAUGCGACUUAGACGAGGUCUGUGAUGGAAAAAGUGAACAGUGUCCAGCUAAUUUGUACAAGCAAGACUUAUAUCAGUGUGGACAAGGGUUAGACGUUGGAUAUUGUUAUAGAGGCCAGUGUCGUAGUAAUCUGAUACAAUGUCAACAUAUUUGGGGCAGCACUGGUAAAACGGCUCACGUGUAUUGUUUCACUGAAAACAAACAAGGUCAAGCUAGUGGAAACUGUGGAACUAUCUCGAAUUCUAUCCAUAGGAAAUGUAAUGAUAGUGAUAAGAUGUGUGGUGUACUUUUUUGUGACUCGGGUAUACCAAACCCUGUAUUUGGAGGAGGUUCACAACGAGUGAUUGAAAGACAUUUGACACUCCCUCCACCUCAUGGCCCAAUUACAUGGGAACCACAAUAAACCUUGGGCCCGACGUUCCUGAUCCAGGACUGGUGGACGAUGGUUCCCCGUGCUAUACAAAUACGAGAACAAAGUCCCAAGGCAUCUGUAUCAAUAAGAAAUGCGUAGACAUUAGUACCAUAUUGAUUCCGAUCUGUCCAGUUGAUGUAAAUGGAACGAUAUGUUCUGGAAAUGGGAUAUGCAACAAUCUAGAUAAAUGUUGGUGUAAGCAUGGUUAUACCAGUAGCGAUUGUUCUGUAAAGAUCUUAACUCCAGGAAGAGUCCCUGAAAAGAGUCUCACUGUUACACAUAUUGUACUGAUAUCAGGUGGGAGCGGGAUUUUCGUACUUGGUCUGACGGCUGGCAUUAUAGUUAUAAUCUGCCACAAGAAAAAAAUUAAAGGAGAAAAGGGGAAGCAUAAAGAUAAAGAUGAAAAGAAGAAGCAUAAAGAUAAAGAUGAAAAGAAGAAGCAUAAAGAUAAAGAAGAAAAGACAAAAACUGCAUGGGGAGAACCAAAUGGAGACAUUAAAAGAAAGAAACUUGUUGCUUUUCAACAGACCAAAAUUAGGCCCAUGCCUCCUUCUUCUCAUCGUCUUUAAAACUUUGUUUUGCAGGGAUGGCACAAUAUGAAUAAAGAAUUUUUUAAAAAAACAUAUUACGCAGCCUUUAAGUCACACAGAAAUAUAUUAAUAAUUCAAAAGAUUUAACUUGUAAUCAAAUUGAACUAAAUAAAAUAUUUUAUGGUUGA